UAGCUUUAGGAGAAAGCACGUGACCCGAGCCGGCGAUCAAGGAGAGGCGGUGGGCCUCUCGAUCCACCAGAAGACGCGGACUCGAGUAGUGGGUGAAAGGGAAGCCCACAAAGGGGGUACCGAUGGUCGAGUCCGGUCUGCGGCUUCUACCUGAGCGAGCAAGUCUGAGCAGGAGAGCGAGUGACAAAGAGGGACACUUCUUGGACUCGGACUGCAGGCAUUCGAAACUUCCUUAUUGGCCAUCAGAGAUACGAGAAAGCAGGUAUGAAAAAAUGGAAGAAAUGGCAACAACAACGAGAAGCCAUUUUGAAAAAUGAUGAUCCUUCCAUUGAAAACUCACUUCCUCGUCCUCAUCAUGAAGUUGUCUUAUGUCGCACUUGCCGUUCUUCCUGCCCCGGUGAAGGUGUCCAUUGACUCCCGAAACUUAGAACACAUCCUGCGGUGGGAACCUGGAAGAAACACUCCGGAGAGUACUCGGUACCGAGUUCAGUGGUUCAAGAUUAAUAAAUGGCGGUCUGUCAAGUCCUGCAGCAGUAUUACUGAGCCCACAGUGUGCAAUCUAACAAAGAACUUCAACGACAUUUACGAGUACUACAAGGCCCGGGUUCAAGCUUACAGGAAGAACUACACCAGUUCCAACUGGACAGAGACCAGCAGCAAGUUCAGGCCCUUUGCCCAAACCUUCCUGGGCCCACCUGAAGUGACUCUGAGCAGCCAUGAAGACCACCUCAUCGUAGACAUGAGGCCACCCAGCGCCAUUGAAAAAGUGUAUCCUGUCAUCACCUAUAAGAUAACAGUCAACGAGAGCAGCAAAGGCGAGGUGGCCACACAUGAAACAACACAAAAUCGCUACAAAAUGUCAAAUUUAACCCCUGGCAAAACCUACUGCAUCAUGGUGCGCAUGUCUGUCAAUUCCAACAGUAACGCGGUGCCCUCCCGAUGGCAGUGCCAGUCCUCCAGCUCACCAGAUGUCUUUAACGUGACCGUCCUCCUGUCCUUCCUGUGCGUUGCUCUCCUUUGCACCGGCCUUGUGCUGGCGGCCCUGGCCUACAGUGGAUUUCUGUGCAAACCGAGGGACCCUCUUCCUGAAGUGCUGGUGUCUUUUGCUGCUCGACAUACUGAAGUGUGUUUACUGCUGAAGGAUGGAGACUUGUCUCCUGUGUGCGUUCUGUGGGGACGUAAUGCUUGUGGUGAGCAGCACACGAAUGACAGCCAUGAUGAGGACACAGAUGGCGAGGACGAGGGGGGUUAUGAGAUCCAUGCUUUCAGGACAUGCGACUCCGAAGGCUCCCAUUCAAAGAGCUCCGUGACCAUCGAAGUGGUGGACUAUGACAAAGGGGCUGGAGUGUCGCCCUGGCCGUGCCUCACAACACUUUCAGCAGGUGGCUCAGUGGAGCAGGUGGAGGAGCUGACAGCAGAGGAGACCGAAUGCACACCGGUGGAGGGAGACUCUGAAGAGAAGGAAGAAACACAAGAAGAUGUCCCCUUGUUUUCAGUGAUGCUGAUGGACCUUGGCCAGCCCCUCAUCACCACUCCUGUGUGGGACACUCGGCCACAGAUCAAUGAGCCUCCUCUCGAGGAGCAGCAGCCUCUUCUAGUUCAAACUCUUACUGAGCGUCCAUAUGUGGGGACAUCCAUGCAAAGAAACUGGACUAAAGAUGGCAAGCGCUGGGACUCGUCGUCUGAUGAGGAUGAGGACCUUGAACCUUCAGGUUACAUGAGCCGUUAAUGUGGUGUCCAGUAUCUGGACAGACUUUGUGUUUCAGACUUCGGGGUGAAUUGGUGCCAUCAGUGUGCCAGGAGUGUGUUUGCUGGUCUUGUGCCUGUCUAUACCACCCAUCAGCCACUCUGUCAGCCUUCAUUAUGUCUGAGAACUAAAAUGAGAGUUAAACGUGCAGCCAUCUUUUGAGCAGAAGGAUCAAUCGUCGUUAUGAAGGACGGCCUCCACAAAUGCAUUGUCACCUUUGAAUGAGGGCUGCCUCUCCUUGUUUUAUAUACUGUGUGGACUGCAGGGGGCACUCAAGAGCAGACCCUGAAACCAAAAGACAGAGACGGGAGAUGCAGUAGCCCAAUAGAAAGGCAGCUUUAAUAAAGAAAGAGAAGAUAAUUACAUUAAGUGAUGAUGAGGUAGGAGGGGAGGAAUAUUAACAUCUGCCACGAGCUGUGAGGUAAUCCCAACCCCUAGUCUCCUACCUUCUCUGUGGACCACCACUCUCCACCAGACUGACCUUCCUUCAUGCUAGUCAGUUGACCUCAUGCCAGCUGCUACAUCCUAACAACAAGGGGAUGGAAGGCCUUUUAAGGUAGAGCCAAAGACCCCUGAGCGACCUCCAGUCCAGUAUCAUGCUGUUAGGCUGACGGACCACCCCACACGUGACUAUAAUGACUCCAAAUAUGGGGGAAUUAGUAAGGCUGUGUGCAAGGUGGAUGGACCACUGGAGCUACUUCUGGGGGUCUUGGAUUACCUCACAAAUCCCUGCUGCUGUUCUAUUGGUGAAGCUCCCUCUAGUGGCACCAAGUGUUUCUGCACAUAGACAUAAUCUGGUGAGGUCCAGGCCGGCUGAACACAGCAGUAGCCAUGUGAGGUUAGUAUAUACUGCCCCUAGUGGCUGGGGGAUCUUAAAACAUGAUAAUUGGAUUCCUGCUUCUUCAUUACAGUCCUGGCCCCUCAUAGUGCCCCCUGUUGGUCAUGACAUGACAGGUGCUAGUGCCUAUAUAAUAUAAUAUAGCAUAUCCUUCACAAGUGCCAUUACCAGCAUCUACUGCUGCACAGCCCCAGUGUCACAGGGGCAUCAAAGGGGGUGUCACCCCCUCACUUUUGACUUUCAAAAACUUUUGCUUAUUUGCACCCAUGUGAAGUAAGUGCAGUGUCCGCGCUCUUCAUCCAGUUCCAUACCCUCGGAUUGUGUUCCUGUAUUUAAAUGCUGCAAGGAGGUAUAAAAAAGGCCACUUUCAUGGCCGUGGAAGCCUGCUGUGAUCAUUCUCAGUGUUUUAUGUUCAUUUGAGGGCUGCAGUGUAUUUGUCUUGCAUUAAUGUUUAUACAGUGCAUCCAGAAAGGGUGGAGCCCAGGGGGUGGAGCCUAUUUUAACUAGGCCAAUCUUAGGACAGGUCUUCCUAAAUUCUAUCAAGCAGACGGAAAAAGUUAUUGGACUAUGAAGAUGCCUUCCAGGUUGUACCACAAACCCCAUCCAGGAACGUCUAACAACAUCUCUUUGCUGUUCUUCCCUUCUGCCAAUCCAUUAGGUGACAUAAGCAGCUGCCUAGGGUGCCGUCAUUGGGGGGCACCAUUUAUGAAAGAGGCAUGCACUCCAAACACUGAGGGAGACCCCCAGAUCAUCAAACUCUGAUGAUACUGAGUGGCCACUGUUACCCACUGGGUGCCAUUAAUGAAAGUACAAGUACAUCAAGGGGGGGUCGUCAGAGUUUAACAAUGCUGACUACCCGCUACAGGCAGCGAGGCACCCCUUUAAAUGGACUUCAACUGCCAC
Erpetoichthys calabaricus (reedfish) is the source of this 3488-nucleotide messenger RNA. Its product is annotated as interferon alpha/beta receptor 2-like. Gene Ontology annotation, molecular function: protein binding. The record is from RefSeq and is a predicted model, not a curated record. The transcript is spliced from 9 exons. The coding region runs from base 314 to 1729 and encodes 471 amino acids. NCBI's taxonomy places the organism in Eukaryota, Metazoa, Chordata, Cladistia, Polypteriformes, Polypteridae.